CGCUCACUCACGUCGCCCACUCACUCACGUUGCCCGCGCAUUGCCGUUGCAGCAUUUGGCCGCGUGGCCAUGCCGCCGGGGCUGGUGCGACGGGAGCUGUCGUGCGAGGGCUACCCCAUCGACCUACGCUGCCCGGGCAGCGACGUCAUCAUGAUCGAGAGCGCCAACUACGGCCGCACCGACGACCACAUCUGCGACGCCGAUCCCGCCAAGAUGGAGAACGUGCACUGCUACCUGCCGGACACGUUCAAGAUCAUGACGCAGCGAUGCAACAAUCGGACGCAGUGCAUCGUGGUGGCGGGCAGCGACGUGUUCCAGGACCCCUGCCCUGGCAUCUACAAGUUCCUCGAAGUUCAUUACGAAUGCGUCCCCUACAGGCUGGAACAGAAAGUCUUCCUGUGCCCCGGCUCGCUGAGAGCCGUCUCGCAGGCUCUGCACCUCUUCGAGGCGGAGCAGCAAGCGGGGGCCUGGUGCAAAGAUCCGUUGCAGGCCACCGACCGGGUCUACUACAUGCCCUGGUUGCCCUACCGCACCGACGGCCUCACCGAGUUCGCCUCGCUCGAGGACUUCAUCGCCGGGCGCCCGUCCACCACCUACAAGCUGCCCCACCGCGUGGACGGCACGGGCUUCGUGGUGUACGACGGCGCGGUGUUCUUCAACAAGGAGCGCACGCGCAACGUCGUCAAGUUCGACCUGCGCACGCGCAUCAAGAGCGGCGAGGCCAUCAUCCCCAACGCCAACUACCACGACACGUCGCCCUACCGCUGGGGCGGCAAGUCCGACAUGGACCUGGCGGUGGACGAGAACGGCCUGUGGGUCAUCUACGCGACGGAGCAGAACAACGGGCGCGUGGUGGUGAGCCAGCUAAACCCGUACACGCUGCGCAUCGAGGGCUCGUGGGAGACGGCCUACGACAAGCGCUCGGCCUCCAACGCGUUCAUGGCGUGCGGCGUCCUCUACGUGCUGCGCUCCGUCUACGAGGACGACGAAAACGAGGCGGCCGGCAACCGCAUCGACUACAUGUACAACACGAACCUGCACCGCGACGCUCACCUCGCCGUGCCCUUCCCCAACCCCUACCAGUUCAUCGCCUCCGCGCAGUACAACCCCCGCGACAACCUCCUCUACGUGUGGAACAACUACCACGUGCUCCGCUACGCCCUCGACUUCGGCCCACCAGACCCCACCGCUGUACAAGGCGUCACCACGCUGGGCCACGGCAGCACCACGGUCCCCGUCGUGACCGCCGGGCGGCCUCGGGGGACGCCGACCACCCCGUCGCUGACUGACCAUCUGCCCCCAGAGGGCGCACGCCCGCGGGAGCGGGACAGCAAGCUGGGCCCGGCCGACCCCCAGAGCACGGCCAAGCCUCCCAGCCUCCCCAAGCAGACGCAGAGGCCCAACCUGCUGCCGGUGUUCUGCGAGGGCGAGCAGAGCCGAGGCAUCGCCUGGCCCCGCACCGCCGAGGGCAAGACCGCCGAGCGGCCCUGUCCCACGGGCACCACCGGCACAGCACUCUACCACUGCCAAGCUAUUAAGGGGCACUGGCUGGCUAAAGGACCCGACUUCAGCAACUGCACCUCUCCAUGGGUCUACCAGAUUGCACAAAAGAUAAAGAGCGGCGAGAAUGCCGCCAGCGUGGCAGGCGAGCUGGCCAAGGAGACCCGCGGCACCAUCUACGCCGGAGACAUCACCUCCUCUAUGAAGCUCAUGGAGCAGCUGGUGGACAUCCUGGAUGCACAGCUCCAGGAGUUGACACCCACGGAGAAGGAGCCCUCGCCCCGUAGCUUCGUCAAGUUGCAGAAGCGAGGUUCGCUGUGCAGAGCGUACAUCAAGGCCAUCGUGGAGGCUGUGAACAACCUGCUGAAGCCGGACGCCCUGCAGUCCUGGCGCGACAUGAACGACACGGAGCAGACGCACGCCGCCACCAUGAUGGUGGACACCAUCGAGGAGGGCGCCUUUGUGCUGGCCGAGAACCUCAUGGAGCAGGACAACGUCUCCAUUGCGACCGACAACAUCGUGCUCUCCAUCUUGGUGCUCAACACGGAGGGCUCUCUGCGUGACUACUCCUUCCCGGCGGGAGGCCAGGACGGUGACUCCAUCGUUCUCUCCGCCAACACCAUCAAGCAGAACAGCCGCAACGGCGUGACGAAGCUGGUGUUCACUCUGUACGACAAGCUGGCUCCCUUCCUGAGCACGGAGAACGCCACGGUGGGGAACGCACUGAACAACGCGACGGGCCAGAACCACUCGCUGGCGGUGAGCUCACGCAUCAUCUCGGCCUCCAUCAACAAGGAGCUGAACCGCGUCUUCCUCAGCGAGCCCGUCGUCUUCACGCUGCGCCACAACCAGUCCGAUGGAAACUUCAACCCCAACUGUUCCUUCUGGAACUACUCGUCGCACACGAUGCUGGGCCACUGGUCGAGCCACGGCUGCAAACUGCUGUCCACCAACGCCUCCCACACCACCUGCGCUUGCAACCACCUGACCAACUUCGCGGUGCUCAUGGCGCGCCGUGACAUCGAGUACGGAGACAAGGCCCACGAGCUGCUGCUCCUGGUGAUCACGUGGGUGGGGAUCCUCGUGUCGCUGCUCUGCCUCGCCAUGGCCAUCUUCACGUUCUGCUUCUUCCGCGGCCUGCAGAGCGACCGCAACACCAUCCACAAGAACCUGUGCAUUAACCUCUUCCUGGCCGAGAUGCUCUUCCUGCUUGGCAUUGACAAAACGCAGUACACGAUCGUGUGCUCGGUGUUCGCUGGGCUGCUGCACUUCUUCUUCCUGGCGGCAUUCGCGUGGAUGUGCCUGGAGGGAGUGCAGCUCUACCUCAUGCUCGUCGAGGUGUUUGAGAGCGAGUACUCUCGCCGCAAAUACUUCUACCUCUUCGGCUACGGCCUGCCCGCCGCCGUGGUGGGCAUAUCCACCGCCAUCGACUACACAAGCUACGGCACCGCCAAAGUGUGCUGGCUCAGGACAGACAACCAUUUCAUCUGGAGCUUCCUCGGGCCUGUCGCUCUGAUCAUCCUGGUAAACCUUAUCUUCCUCCUUAUAACGCUGUACAAGAUGCUCCGCCACUCGGCUCCACUGAAACCCGACACCAACCGCCUGGAGAACAUCAAUCACCCUGUCUGUGAUGGAUUCUAUAACACGGAUUUGCCAGGCUAUCAGGAAAGCAAAGAGUUUGUCAAGUCGUGGGUGCUCGGGGCCAUCGCCCUCCUCUGCCUGCUGGGCCUCACCUGGGUGUUCGGUUUGCUCUUCAUCGACAAGGCCACGCUCGUCAUGGCCUACCUCUUCACCAUCUUCAACUCCUUCCAGGGCAUGUUCAUCUUCAUCUUCCACUGCAUCCUGCAGAAGAAGGUGCGCAAGGAGUACAGCAAGUGCCUCCGCCACUCGGACUGCUGCGGGGGAUGGGGUGGAGACUCUUCCUACAACUCGAGCAAGAACACCAACUCCAGGAACAGCACACGCUACUCGCCAAACUCGCAGAGCCGCAUUCGGAGGAUGUGGAAUGACACCGUGCGCAAGCAGACCGAGUCCUCCUUCAUCUCCGGGGACAUCAACAGCAGCUCCACUCUGAACCGGGGCCUGGUGGGUAACCAGCUUCUCAGCAACUCCCUGCUGCGCCCGCAUGGCUCUAACAACCUGUAUAACACGCUGCUGGCCGACACGGUGGUGUGUAACGCGCCGGCCACCGGCGUCUACCGCAAGUCACCAGAGCACUCAAUGACCAAUGCAAGAGACACAAGCACAAUGGAUACUCUACCGCUAAAUGGUAACCACGGCAAGAGCUACCACCUGAGCAGCAGGGACUUCCUGGGAGACCAGCGGGGCGGCCCCGGGCUCUCAGAGCCCCCUUACGACAACAAAACCCGUCUCUCCGAACUCCACCCGACAAACGGGCCCGUCUUCCUCUCCGACUCCGAGGGCGUACUCGAGAGCCGAUCGGCGCAGGGAUGUAGGCCUCCCGACCCCGACAGCGACUCGCGCAACGGACCCGCGUACCUAGCCGGUGGCGAGCGCGACGCCACCGCCAAGCACCAGCUGGUGUACGUGGGGCGGCAGGACACCCAGUGGGAGAACCGCAAUCCCCGGCACCAGCUGGUUUACGUGGGCAAGAGGGACAGCCUGCAGGGCGACCUCAAAGCCCAACUGGUGUACGUGGGACGGCAGGACGGCUUGACCGACGACGCGAUGCCGCAGUUCGACCGCGGCCGGGCCGGCGACUGCGGCGGCAGCGGCAGCAGCAGCGAGGACGACGCCAUCGUCGCCGACGUGCCGGCGCUCGCCCCGGCCCAGGGGGCGGGGGUGCCGGGGCUCGUCCAGGAAGGCUCGGGCGCUCCGCUGCUGCCCACGCGCACCCACUCGCUGCAGCCGCCCCACCGCCGGGCCGCGCGGCCGCCCGGCGGCCCCGACGCGCCCGUCACCUUCUUCCCGCUGCUGUCUCCGAAGCAAGUGGCCGAGCUGCAGUCGCCCACGCGGGACUCGCUGUACACCAGCAUGCCCGACCUGCGGGAGCCCGGUCGCCCGGACCCGAGCGGGGCCGGCGGCGCGGAGCAGGAGCUCUUCUGCCAGUCGGUGCCGCGAGCCUCCUCCAAGCCCCAGCUGCACGCCUACUACCAGCCGAGCCGCGGCGGGAGCGAGGGGCGGGACCUGCCCCGCGGCGACGCCUGCCCCCCGCCGCCGCCGCCGCCGCCCGAGCCGAGCCGGGACGGCGGGGACGGCCACGCGGCGGGGCGCGGGAACAGGGAGAGCCGGGACGAGGUGGACUGCUGCGAGGGCUUUGCUCCGCCGGACGAGAGCAAAAAGAGCGAGGCGACCGAGGGAGACAUCCGAGAAGGCAGCAGCACCCAGCUGGUCACCAGCCUAUAACGGCCGCAGCCCCGCUGGGCGCCGCUGCACCGUGCGCUCGGAACGACUCCGACCGGGAAGCCACCUGCUCACGCCAUCUGUACAAAUCCCCCCAUCUCGCUGUAAAUGUGGUGUCGUGGACGGAACGUUAAAUAAGCCUUGCUUUUAAGUUAACUGCUUUCAUCGGUUAAAAUUAAGACUCAUACUAGUUCAUACAUUAUAUCGUCGUGUUUUAAAGACCUCAGAAGCAAUUCAAGUUGUAUUCUAUGUAUAUAAAUAUCAUCCUAUGGCCUAAGUAUUCACAAAUACAGGGUACAUGCAGUAGCUGCCCUGAAAAUUAUUGCUUUAAUUUAAACCAGAUGGAUCUGGAGGCCUACCCUACAUUGUGCUAUUGGCAUAAUAUUCUCACUUUGCAUGAUGUCAAAACAGUUUUUGAGAAGCCCCUCUGUGCCACGAUGGUGGAAUUCAAUAUCGUGUGAACCGACCAUGCCGCUUGCAUCUGCACUUUUUCUGACGCUUUUCUGCCAAGUGUUUGCUCCCAGGGACCCAGGCUACACAUUUCUGCUGAUUCUCAUAUUCACACGAAGUUUGUGACGCCGGUUAUUUUAAAGCAAAAGUGUGUGGGGGGCGGAGCAACACAACCUCUACCGAUAGAAACCAAAAACAAACGUACAUACAACAACAACAACAUAUUCUACAACAACAACAACAACUUCCCCUGUUCGUGGCACCUUGAAAUUUCACCAAGAGUCGUCUCGGACCACACCACAAAAGAACUUCCACAAUCCUCCUCCCAACAAAUCCGGCAAAAACGGCGCCCGGGGGGGGUAACGCGUACAGACGCGUGCCGGAGAGCAUCCGCGUGAGAAAACGUUCAUUGGUCGUGACAUUGGAUGAAUCCGUCCGUGGUUUGUCAGGUGACAAGCGCGCAAAGCGGACCGAGGAUGCGUCGUUGACUGUGAGAGAGCGAUAGCACGGAACUGGAAUUUUGUAUCGUGCGAGAGACUUCUAACGGCCACUUGAAGCGGUAUGAGGACGUAUCGGCGGGGCCCUGCAGUCGAAAAGGCCACUGUGUGAUGCAGGGAGUUCCUUGACAGUAUUAUCUGCAAUAUUCUGUGGUUAGCACAGACCGCGUGCAGCUAAACCCCACGACGUUUGAUCCAGUAGAUCUGUAAAAAAAUACACAAAAUAAAGACGUGUGUACUAUAUAACGCUGCCUAAACAAAAAAAAAAGGGAAGGGACUCUGGCCCGUUAGUUGAAUUACGCUUUCGUUUCAAGGGAGUAAUCGUAGAGAAAGAAGUAUAACGUGAACAAGUGCUGUGAUCACUUUCUUCUGUUCUUGUAGAUAGAUACAGUGGGCUUCGCGUGGAACCGCCCUGGCACUCGGCUUACCCCGAGUGACAUUUUUACGCAGCCUCGCGACGGAAGGCAACGCAGCCCUGGUGUGUUCGUGACGCAUCAAUGCACGCCAUCCCAUGUACACACAUUCCUUUGCAAGCAUGCUCUUCCCAGCCCUCUCUCCCCACCAGUCUCCUCGUGUGCCCCUGUGUGUCGGUGUAUCUCUGUCUUGUGUCCAUGCCAGAGCCUAUCCCCCCUUCCCCAUCCGUUCCCCCCCCCACCUCAGGAUUCAUCCGACCCGAGUAAGCCGUCACCAAAACACGCGAUAUGUGUGUGCCGCCGUUGUUGUCACUUGUAUUGACGGCCAGUGAAGGUCUCGAGACAUAUCCAUUGCAAAUCAUGCAAAUUAAUCCUUAAGUUUUUGAGCCUGGCUGAUGUGGCUUCGAUCUUAUUUCACUUUUUUUACGUGAUUACUGCAGAUAUCUACCCGUAAGCAAACGGAAGUGCGAGGAAUCAUUCUGUAGUGUAGAAUUAUAAAUACAAAAAAACGAAUAACGUAGAUAUACACUUCUUACCGUAGAUUAUUUGGUUGAAAUGUCGCCGAUGGCUUUUGCCGGCCGGCCUUGCGAGGUGUGAGCGCUAAAUGGGGGGGGGGGGGGGGGGAGAAUCCGAUGCCACGAACUCGCGGGGAAUAGACGAGCACGAGUCCCGGAGUGGAACCGGCACGAGUUCCAGAGACAGUGGGAUGGGCCCUGGAGAUGAACCAGGAUGAGUUCCAGAGACUAUAGGAUGGGCCCUGGAGAUGAACCAGGAUGAGUUCCAGAGACUAUGGGAUGGGCCCUGGAGAUGAACCAGGACGAGUUCCAGAGACAGUGGGAUGGGCCCUGGAGAUGAACCAGGAUGAGUUCCAGAGACUAUGGCAUGGGCCCUGGAGAUGAACCAGGAUGAGUUCCAGAGACUAUGGGAUGGAUACCGAAGUCGAACCAGGAUGAGUUCCGUAGACAAUGGGAUGGUUACCGAAGUCGAACCAGGAUGAGUUCCAGAGACAGUGGGAUGGGCCCUGGAGAUGAACCAGGAUGAGUUCCAGAGACAGUGGGAUGGUUACCGAAGUCGAACCAGGAUGAGUUCCGUAGACAAUGGGAUGGAUGCCGGAGUCGAACGGGACGAGUGAGCGAGUGGAUCAUGCCCCACACCGCGCCGCGUGCUGCUUCCGUAAGCAUAGAGUAGUUCUCGCGAGUCUCGUUUAAGAGUCGCAUUUCUUUAAAUUAUUACUCAUUGAUUUGAAAGGUACUUUUAUGAGUACUACGAUUAAUCUGUGGCUAAUAUUUGUUGUACAUGUUUAACAGUAGUCUGUGGCUAAUAAAUGUUACAGCUUUAUAAACUGUAAA
This is a messenger RNA of Lethenteron reissneri (Far Eastern brook lamprey), 7572 nucleotides long. It is a transcript of the gene ADGRL2, whose product is annotated as adhesion G protein-coupled receptor L2. Gene Ontology annotation, biological process: adenylate cyclase-activating G protein-coupled receptor signaling pathway; cell surface receptor signaling pathway. The record is from RefSeq and is a predicted model, not a curated record. Gene Ontology annotation, cellular component: plasma membrane. Lineage: Eukaryota; Metazoa; Chordata; Hyperoartia; Petromyzontiformes; Petromyzontidae. Gene Ontology annotation, molecular function: carbohydrate binding; G protein-coupled receptor activity.